Messenger RNA from Malassezia pachydermatis, 891 nucleotides. RefSeq lists its product as hypothetical. The transcript has a single exon. NCBI's taxonomy places the organism in Eukaryota, Fungi, Basidiomycota, Malasseziomycetes, Malasseziales, Malasseziaceae. The record is from RefSeq and is a predicted model, not a curated record. Bases 1 to 891 code for a protein of 296 amino acids. Gene Ontology annotation, biological process: proteasome-mediated ubiquitin-dependent protein catabolic process. Gene Ontology annotation, molecular function: proteasome binding; endopeptidase inhibitor activity.
AUGCCCACGACGUACGAGCAGCGUAUGCUGGCGUUCCUGGAAACGCAUGCCGUGCACAUUCGCACGCCUCUUGACGUGAUUGCUUUGCUGGUGCAUGUAUCAGCUGCCGCGCAUGGUUUGUGCGACAUACGUGCCCCUCUUUCCACACCGUGGCACUCAAGUGCACAGUACCAUGCGCGCACGUACCACACGCGAGAGCGUACCUAUGACGUUGUGGUCGUCCAAGCAGGCCGAUGUGCGGUGCUUCUUGUCACGACCUCGUCCUCGUCGCAAGUAUGGAAGAGUGAAUGUAUCUUAGAGGACGUGGUGCAGAGUGCCUCCCUGCCAUGGGAUGCCACUGUAACAGUGGCGGCCAUGCAGGCAUGGUGGCAAAACGAAGCGAUCGUGUCGCAGCUAUGUGAACAGUGGGAUCGCGAUGUGUGGCAUCCUGCAAUGCAUGACGAAGAGCGAGCGGCACCUUCCUCUGCCCCUGCUACGUCGAAGGCUGCUGUCCAAGGUCGUUCGGACGAGGCAAAGGCAGUGCCGUUCCUUGCCGCCACACGAGGGAUGCCUACCGACCCACGGCGCCUGGGCGACGCGGACCGUGAUCCGCUCGCGGCGAGUCCCUACCCUUUCCCCGGCACGGGAUCGUUCCAGCCACCGCCCCUUUUCCCCUCGUCGAACGAUGGCAUGAUGAUGGGGCCGAACCACCCCAUCUUUGCACGGCGUGCGCCGCCGCCGCAUGGCGCGCCGCCGAUGGGCCCAGACGGCCUUCUGCCGCCUGGUGCUGUGCCGCCUGGUGCCCGCUUUGACCCGAUGAUGCCAUGGGAUCCCUCGUCCUCUCGUGCGUCGCAUCCCAGUGGCGAUCCUGAUUGGGACGACCUGCCACCGCCGUCUAGUAUGUUUUCAUAA